AUGGAACAUGUUUAUACACAUUUUGAGCAAGAUUUAAAAGAAGUUUUCAAUUCAAUUGAAAAUAAUUUAUCGCAAUUAGAGUUCAACAAAACUAAUCCAGGUGGAAUCACAAAUGAUCAAUUUAUAGUAUUUGCAAAUCAAGCAUCUGAUUAUAUGGAGGAAGCUGAAGAAAUUGUGCAACAAUUAGAAUUUUCUGCUCAAAACUCUGGUCAAAUUUCAACUAUAAGACCGAGAAUACAACAAUAUACCAAUCAAAUUUUAGAAUAUGAAAAAAGAUUAGAAAAUAUUACAGGCGAAAAAAAACAAACAUCUUUAACAUUUAAUACCGCAGGCCAAAACCAAAAGAAAAUAAAUUUUGAUAAUAUCCAAAUUACAGCAAAAGAAGAUUUAGAUGACUUGGAAGAAGAGGAAGAUUUAGAUGAUCUAAGAAUACAAAAAAAACCAAGAACCAAAGUAGAGUGUGUCAAAACUUUCUUUAAAUAUCAUGCUAUCAAAGUUUUAGUUAUUUUUAUUUUGGCUAUUUCCAUUGUUUUAAUAGCUGGUUAUGUUUAUCAAAAGAGAAGUAAAUCCAAUCACGAAAAGCCAAUUUAA
Messenger RNA from Dictyostelium purpureum, 591 nucleotides. RefSeq lists its product as uncharacterized. Bases 1 to 591 code for a protein of 196 amino acids. The transcript has 2 exons. NCBI's taxonomy places the organism in Eukaryota, Evosea, Eumycetozoa, Dictyosteliales, Dictyosteliaceae. The record is from RefSeq and is a predicted model, not a curated record.